GAACGGAUCGAUUUUUGUCUUUUAAAUAAGAUUAAACCUCCCGUGGCUAGUUUAGGUCGAAUUGUACCGAGGUAACGCAGGAGAGACCGUUUGGAAAGCCCGGUUAGCUUUCUGUAGCUAACGUUAGCCUGUGGUUAGCCGGUCAGGCCGUGAUCAGCUGUGCGUCGUGAUGUGCGGCCUUUACACAUUGUUACCUAAUGACAUGUUUGUAAGUCCAUGAACGAUACCCCACCUUGGAUGUGAGUUUGUCUACACACCAGGAGGUCUUCCUAUUUAUCCACCACACAGAGCUGAGGACUUGGACCUGACAGUACCAGGUGGUUUCUGAUCUACAGCGGGCUGGUGACCCUUUUACCGGCGGCAGGAUGACAUGCCGUGACCGGACCCUCGAGUUCCAAUCAGCCUGUAAAUCUCUCCAGGGCAGACCGCAGAAUGGAGUCCAGCCCAGUAAGCCAGCUCUCAGUGCCCUCAGGCAGCGCAGUGACUUUACAGUUAUGGCCAAGAGAAUUGGAAAAGACUUGAGCAAUACAUUUGCCAAACUGGAAAAGCUUACAAUUUUGGCAAAAAGAAAAUCUCUAUUUGAUGACAAGGCAGUGGAGAUCGAGGAGCUAACGUACAUCAUUAAACAAGACAUCAACAGUCUAAACAAACAGAUAGCACAGCUGCAGGACUUGGUCAGGUCUCGCGGAGCUCCGGGUGGCCGACAUAUCCAAACCCACUCUAACACUAUAGUGGUGUCAUUACAGUCCAAACUGGCUUCGAUGUCCAAUGACUUCAAAUCAGUCCUAGAAGUCAGAACAGAGAACCUGAAGCAGCAGCGCAGCAGGAGAGAGCAGUUCUCCCAGCCUCCUGUCUCGUCAUCUCCUCUGAUGGCCAACAACUUCAGGAGCCGAAAAAAAGGGGCCCAGGAGCCGCAUGCAGCUCGCGAGCCGCGCAAUGGUUACCAGGGCAAUACAACCUCAAAUUUAAAAGAGAGCUCGGUCCUGAUGCAGGAUGAGUCCAGGAGUAUGGGGGAUGUAGCCAUCGAUAUGGAUUCUCAGAACAAUCCCAUGCAACUCCAGCUUAUUGAUGAGCAGGACUCUUAUAUCCAGAGCCGAGCAGACACCAUGCAGAAUAUUGAGAGCACCAUUGUGGAACUGGGCUCUAUAUUCCAGCAGCUGGCACACAUGGUCAAGGAGCAAGAAGAGACCAUCCAGAGGAUUGACGCUAACGUGGAGGACACCCAGCUGAACGUGGAGGCAGCCCACACAGAGAUACUCAAAUACUUCCAGUCAGUCUCCUCCAAUCGCUGGCUCAUGAUCAAGAUAUUUCUCGUACUUAUCAUCUUCUUCAUCAUCUUUGUCGUCUUCUUCGCUUAAAGACUAGAGGAGCGGCUGAGUGGAGCGGGAAAGCACAUGGUAUAAGGGGAAGUUAAGCUAAAGCUGAACUCAGACUACAUGUCCAGACGACAUAUUUGAAGGACAGACUUCUCUAUGAAAGCGACCGCUUGAUGGAGGCUUGGGAGACCUUUCGAUUAACACAAACUUUUCUGUUAUUUCCAAGCCACAGACAUUUGAUCUUAAUUCGACAAUUCAGUGAAGAAUGAGGAUGUCGAACUCUGUCCAAAUGAAAGAAUAAAUUAUCUUAAAUCCCCACUUUGUAUAGAGAGCAAAGAACUGCUCUGUAUUGUACUUUGACCAAUUAUUCCUAAACAUGUAAUCAAAAUGACUAUAAUUUAAUGGUUUGAUUCUGCAAACUGUCUUUUGAUUUGAUUUUUGAUUUUUUACCCCCUUACAAUAUGUCGUUAUUAUUAUUAUUAUUAUUAUUAUUUCAAAGCCAAACAACUGAACUGGAGUUUAUCCUCAGAUAAUUUUGCUUCUUAGUUUUCUAACUUUUUGUUGAAGAGAAUGACUGUGACACUUGUUUCUCAAAAAUUUUCCACUUACCACCAUUUGGUAAUGAUGUGAAAUAUUUUGUUAUUCACUUUAUUCUGUUUAUUUGCCAAAUGGAUACUCUUAUAGAACUGUGACACAAUAUAAGAAGCUGGACUACAGCGACUCCAGCAUUUUGUGUCCUGGCAUGAGAAAGCAGUUACAGAGAGCCAAAAGGAACUUUGCUGAUAUAAUUCAGGCCCGAGCUGUACGAAAUGUGGAUGAUAAGUUAUGUAACAACAUUUUUUAAAUAUGAAACUGUGUAGUUGCUGCACAUAAGGCAGGUUGAAUGGUUGGAAAAAGUACACCUGGCACAUUUGUUGCUGCAGAGAGUCUUCAGCAUAUGAGUCUUGAUCUGAGCGGGAUCCAGCUUUGACAUCAGUGCUUAUGAAGGGGUUGGUCUGGUUGUGAAAGGCCCACUAAUGAAGUGACUCAAUCAACCUGGUUCCCUGGAAGUAGACUGUUGUAGUUGCUUUCUCUCUUUCUUUCUAAUGGACUGGAUCUUCUUUCAAGUGACCACAGCUUUUUCAGAAGAAUGAAAAUGUUCUUCUUAUACUUUGUCUCUUUUUUUUAGCCCAAUGCCUUGACUUAAAUGUAUAAAGUGAAAAUAGUGAAAAUGAUGUAUUGAUAAGAAAGUGCAUAUUAAUAAAAUAAUACUGGGUUGCUGGUG
Micropterus salmoides (largemouth bass) is the source of this 2580-nucleotide messenger RNA. RefSeq names its product syntaxin 5A (gene stx5a). The record is from RefSeq and is a predicted model, not a curated record. Gene Ontology annotation, biological process: endoplasmic reticulum to Golgi vesicle-mediated transport; intracellular protein transport; vesicle fusion. Gene Ontology annotation, molecular function: SNARE binding; SNAP receptor activity. The coding region runs from base 366 to 1358 and encodes 330 amino acids. Lineage: Eukaryota; Metazoa; Chordata; Actinopteri; Centrarchiformes; Centrarchidae. Gene Ontology annotation, cellular component: endomembrane system; Golgi membrane; SNARE complex. The transcript is spliced from 12 exons.